UUGAUGUGUUGUCGUGGCCCACCUUUAAUUAGAUGAAAUGACGUGUUGGUGGGGCCACAGGCCACUGAAUUACAUCUAAGGCCAUGAUUUUCCAUUUUAGCCCUGCGUUGAGUAUGACUGUCGUAGCAAAAGUGAACUCAGUGAUGACUGAUGAACAGACUGGACUUCAGAUUACCGCCGGAGCACGAGGAGACGAAAGAUAGAUUAGAAAGAGAAAGAGAGUGGGAGCGCUUUUGAUCGAUCGAUGGCAGAAUUUCAAUUUCUCUUCUUUAUAUCGAUUGAUUCUCUUUCACAUUCAACCCGGUCCAGGGAUCACAACAUCUUAUUUCGUCUCGCUCUCAGGUAAGCUUCUUCCUGAAUUACCUUCGAUGUAAUUUUCAAUGGUUUGAAUAAUUCAAUUAAUGGUGCCCCUUUGGAAUGAGUUGAAUCCCCCUCCAAGUUACAUCAGGUGUGGAGUUCUAAUUUCCCAAUCAAUUGCCAGUUUUACAAAAAGGAAGUGACUAUUGAAGGAUGAAUAUGGAAAUGGCCUGUCCAGAUGGCCUCCUAUCGAGUGGCAUCUGAAAUUGCUUAAUCGAUUUCAAUGGAAAUUGGAGCUUCUCAUGCCUUCCAAUUUUUAUUAAUGUGGCAGGCAAGGAAUCUGAGCUAUAUUUUCUGUACCUUGGACAUUGUUAACUUCCCAUAUUCUUAAUUACCAGUCGUCUGAUUUUGGGGUGCAUUAAAUAUACCUGAUUUUCUGUUUGUUUGGACUAUUCAUCUGUGAGAGGAUCACAUAGACUUUCUACUGGCUCCAUCUCAGUGAUAUAUUUCUUCAGAUAUACUACUUGAACCAUGUCUUCUUUGGAAAAUGAAAUGGAGCGUGGGAACUCUACUCCAAGUCUUUUGAGUAGAGAACGUUCUGAAAUGGGAAGCAGUGGUUAUUUGAUAGAGCCAGGUUUCUAUCUCACAUCUUUAGCUGCAAUAAUCUUCAUUGCAGCACUUGUAACAGUUGGGGUUUUAUUUAUAACGGUGCUGGUAGCAUUGGCUGUCAUGUUACAAUCCUGUGAAAAUAGGAAUGCUGGGGUUAUUGAGCUCAGGAAAACAAUUGAUGACUUUGAUUAUUGCAAAGCUUUUGCUCUACACGUGGAGGUUAACAACUUGGAACUGGAUGAGUUUCCAACCAUUUGUAAGACAUAUGCCAUUUGGUACUUCAGAGAAGGUCAAUAUCUGAGAGAUUUGAACUUGACCAUGCUGGUUGCUGAGAGCUACUUUAGAAAUUUGGCACCAGAGGAUGAUGGUUUGGAUGUUAUCUUGAUUGAUAUAGAUGAUAUGUUUCCCUCCAAUCCUCAUCAUACACAUCCAUUGCUGUUGAGAUCUGGACAGCAUGACAGGAAUGAUUGUGUUGGAGAGGUGAGGCAUCUGGCUCACAUACGUUAUCUAAGAUUGUUAAUGAAGCUCCAAUCUAGUGGGUGGUCCCUGAUCUUUAUAACUAGGAAGACAGAGGAACAGUGUAAUACUACCACAAAAGAACUCAUUUCUGCAGGAUAUGGAGGAUGGCCAUCUUUGAUUAUGAGAUCGGAUGAUGAGAUGCAAAUGGAUAUCUGGAAAUUCUUUUCCAAAAGAAGGGCAGAACUGCUGAAUCAAGGUUUCCGUAUUGCUAGUGUUAUUAGCUCUCGGAUGGAUGCUUUAACAGGCCCAUUCUUAGGAAAGCGUAAUUUCAAGCUCGCAAAUCCUAUAUUCUGAGGUAGAGCCUCAGAUUGAAACAGUGGAACUACAACAGAAUACAUUUGAGCAAGGUGGAAGAAGGAUUGCUCAUGUGUGUGUGUCACUGUAUGUGUGUGUGUGGGGGCGCUCUGUUUGGAUGGUAGGCACCUCAUAUCAUCUAUAACAUAUAUAAAGGAUGUUUUCAGAACCUUUUUAAUUUUGGUGGGGGAGGGGGAGGGGGUGGAUCCCCUAGCCCCUGCGUUCCACGGUGUUGACAACCUUGUCACUUAUACUGGCAGAUGACAACCUCUUGUAUAUAAUAGGUAUUUUUUAUGGCAUGAAGAAGCCAUUUGCUCAAUUUAUUCUCAUCUAUAAUAAAAUAUUGAAUUAUCGAUA
Messenger RNA from Nelumbo nucifera (sacred lotus), 2076 nucleotides. The record is from RefSeq and is a predicted model, not a curated record. Lineage: Eukaryota; Viridiplantae; Streptophyta; Magnoliopsida; Proteales; Nelumbonaceae.